UGGACGAUCCAAGAAUGAAGUAAACCUCAUAUAUAAACUUAAGCUCGAUUAAUAAACAAAUUACUCAAGAACCAAGCUUGAAUACAAUAAAAUCAUUACUAGACAAAUUGAGCUUGCACAAAAUUUCAAUUCAGUAUGAAACUUAUAUUUGAACUCGGACUCACCUAAAUAAGCAAACUUAACCACAAAUAAUUAACUCAAUCGAGUGAAUAAUGCUCAACUUGUCUCGACUCAUUAACGCCCCAUCUUUAAAACACGCAAAUAGCCAACUAAGCAAACUUCAUUUUCAACGAGUUAGGCUCCCAUGUCAUCAUUGCCCCGUAAAACAAACAGGGAACAACGAUCAAUGCAUAUAACCUCCUUUUGCUCUCUUUCUCUCUCUUCUUUUCUCUUUCUCACACACAAUUUUCAUUCAUUCAUAUCCCUUUUUAGUUCUACUUUUUUUUUUCUUGCAAAAAAGCGUGCAUUGCAUUGCAUUUGCAAAUACUUACCCCACAUACAACUACUAUAAAAGUACCAAUUUAUACGUUCAAUUUCAUCUCUUUGAUUGAUUUUUCUCUGCUUUUUUGUUAAUCUGCAAAAGAUUGAUAAUGGGAAGAUUGUUUUUUAUCACAUUGGAAGGCCAGAUUUAUCGUUGCAAACAUUGCCAUACCCACCUGGGCCUCAUGGAUGAUAUCAUGUCUAAGUCAUUUCACAGCAGUCAUGGCAAGGCUUAUCUUUUUGCAAAAAUUGUGAAUGUCACUGUUGGGGAGAAAGAAGAGCGUCUGAUGCUGACUGGACUGCACACAGUGGUAGACAUAUUCUGUGUUGGAUGUGGCUCCCUUGUUGGAUGGAAAUAUGAGGCUGCAUACGAGAAGAUUCAGAAGUACAAGGAAGGAAAAUUUGUACUAGAGAGAUACCAGGUACUGGGUCCUAACGGAAAUGGAUAUAUACCCGCACAGGUACCUCAGGCCUUGAGUGACACAGAUAACACAGAUAACACUGAUGAAGGUUAAGCUCAUGCAAUUGGAGUACAUGACUCAUCUGUGUGUACAUUCCUUAAACCAUAUCAUAGCGACUCAUUAAUUGAUGGUAGUCUGUAAUCUCUUGUACUUCAUAGUACUUAAUAUCGUUAGGGUGGGUAAUUCUUGAAUGCAGUAAAGUAGCCGCUGCUAUGUUGUUUUUUGGUGAUUAGCGGCCAAUUGAUUUUGGCACAAUUUUAGUGCCCUCCUCUUCUGUAUCACAGAGUCACAGGAGUAUUAUUUUUGCUAUGUGAGCAAAUAACAUGUUAAUUUCAAGAUUUUGGCAAUUUUUCAUUGACU
Messenger RNA from Chenopodium quinoa (quinoa), 1301 nucleotides. RefSeq names its product protein yippee-like At3g11230. The transcript is spliced from 5 exons. NCBI's taxonomy places the organism in Eukaryota, Viridiplantae, Streptophyta, Magnoliopsida, Caryophyllales, Amaranthaceae. The record is from RefSeq and is a predicted model, not a curated record. Gene Ontology annotation, cellular component: ubiquitin ligase complex. Bases 591 to 995 code for a protein of 134 amino acids.